Hydractinia symbiolongicarpus is the source of this 1214-nucleotide messenger RNA. RefSeq names its product fibrinogen C domain-containing protein 1-B-like. The record is from RefSeq and is a predicted model, not a curated record. The coding region runs from base 163 to 1053 and encodes 296 amino acids. The transcript has a single exon. NCBI's taxonomy places the organism in Eukaryota, Metazoa, Cnidaria, Hydrozoa, Anthoathecata, Hydractiniidae.
UUUUUUGUUCACAGCCAUGCAAAAAUCAGACAGUGACAACCUUUAGAACAAUGCACCUGCGCAGCAUGUGUACUCAGUUGACUACUGAUAAAACAUCGGUGGAAUAUCUUUAGUAUUUAUUCCGCAAACGUUGAUCACACUAGAACGUAGAAAGUAACAGUCAUGGAGGUUGCUUUUCAAAUAGUGGUUCUUCUCCUAAUCGCAACUUCAACGACAGCUGAUCUUGAUGACGAAGUUAGAACCCUUCGAUCUGAAGUGAAUGCACUAGAAAAGAAACUCGAUACAUUUUCCAAUUACUGUCGAAUGCUGCAAAGUGAUAUAUGUGGACCGUGCACGUGCUUGGAUGACUACACUCUACCACAAAAAUAUUACUGUGACUGCCAGAAUCUGCAACCGCAAAGAGACUGCUUACAACAUUACCAAACAGGAGGAAAUGUGGAUGGUUUGUAUUUGGUGAAUAUGAAUCAUCUAAGGUUGGUACAAGUUUACUGCGAUCAAACAACAGACGGAGGUGGCUGGACGGUGUUUCAACGGAGAAUGGACGGCACAGUCAACUUUUAUCGAAACUGGCGUGAAUACAAGACCGGUUUUGGAAAGCUUCAACAUGAAUUUUAUCUUGGUAAUGAAAAUCUUUACUAUUUAACCCUUCAAGCUUUGUAUCGUAGCGGAAGUCAACUACGUGUGGAUAUGGUAGACUGGAACGACAACAGGAUCUACGCCAAAUACUACAACUUUCAUAUCGGCAACGAUUACACUGAUUACACACUUCAUGUCCGUUCGUAUUCAGGAAAUGCGGGCGACAGUCUAACAAUACCACACGACGGCAAAAAAUUUUCCACUUACGACCUGGAUAAUGAUGAAGAUACGCGUAAUUGCGCCAAAACUUAUCGAGGAGCGUGGUGGUUUCGCGACUGCUUCAGUUCUCAUUUAAAUGGCGAAUACAUGCGAAAUCAUUUCGCCACGAAGAAUUAUUAUGGGAUACAUUGGCAAUCUUAUAAGUCAGACUACAAGUACUCUAUGAAGGCUGUAGAAAUGAAAGUAAGGAGAAAAUAAAGAGAGACAAGUAAAAAAAUAUUUGUUUUUUAUUUAAAGCCCUUAAGUGAGAAAAUCUAUUUAUGGGUUAGUCCCUGAAAAAUAGCGGUAAAACAGAUGCGACUACACAUGCGCUGUCGCCGUCAUUGAAAAGUGGAGCCGUCUUUCAGGAAACUGACGAC